Molecule: messenger RNA, 653 nt
Organism: Lactuca sativa (garden lettuce)
Lineage: Eukaryota; Viridiplantae; Streptophyta; Magnoliopsida; Asterales; Asteraceae
Cellular component (GO): Golgi apparatus
Source: RefSeq, a predicted model, not a curated record
ACACAUACUGCCUCAACCACAUUAAUACAUUAUCAUUCCUGUAAAUGCUUUGCAAAUGUUGCAGGAUUAGGAAGGCCAGAAUCUGAUUUAGAAGUAGGUGGGAAAUUAUUUCAUCUCAUAAUUCGUGAAUUCUCUGCCAUCGAUCAUCUCCAACCCAACCCAGCCAAACCAUGCCUAUUAAGAGGCUCCUGUUGGAGGUGGAACCACCAAGUCCAGUGAGAUACUUGAUCGGAUCUGCAAUCAUGAUGAUCGGCGUCGUUUUGCCUCUUGGUUAUAUGAUGUUUCGCAACAAACGUGUCCCGUCUUCUUCGUCUUUUGCUAAACAGACGUAGGAACAAAGUUUUGAUAUAGAGAAAGAGAUGAAGUUGAAUUUGGUUUGUAGUUUGACUGAAAGAUGAGAGAUAUUCAUAUACUGUGACCUCAUAUGAAGGAAUGUAAAUGCUUUAAGCUCAAAACUCUGAUUUAGAAAUUACAUACUUGUGUUGUGGGUGUGGUGUGGUGUUAUUCAUGUUCUUAUUGGAAUUAUUUACCCAUGUGACUGUAGUAUUCUAAUUGAGAUAUUCAUAGGCACUUUAACUCUCCGCCAUGACAACAUGAAAAAUCCAGUUUGUUGUUUGAUUGAAUUACAAGUUACAAUUGUCUGAUUUGGUGUA